AUGAUUAUAAAUAAAUAUUUAGAAAAUAUAAGACGAACGUCAUCAUUAAUAUCAUGGUCCAAAAAUGGUUAUAUAGUAUAUGUACCGCCAACAAAAAAAUCAGAACAUAACCUACUAUUAACUUAUUUAGAAAAUAUAAAUGGUAAAUCAUGGCAAUUAUCAAAACCUCAAAUAAUAGAUGUUAAAUUAGAAAAUAAUUUUUUACCUGAAAUUAUAAUGGUUAGUUGGAGUACUUUAAGUACUGAUUUAGCUGUAUCAGAUAUUUAUGGAAAUUUUUAUAUAUUUUUAGCAGGAGUUGGAUUAUUAGAAAGUAAAGAUUCUUCACCAAGUUAUGAAUUAACUUCUUAUAAUCAUAUGGAAAUGAUUUAUAGAGAUAUUAUAAAUCAAGAUUUAAAACUGAGUAUAAAUCCUAAUGCUUCAAUAAUUUCAUUUAAAUGGUUGAAUAUUGAAAAACCUCAAAUAUUAAAUAAACCUGCUAAUUUAAUUAAUUUAGAUCAAUCUUAUUUAUAUACUUAUGGAGUUAAUCAAUAUGCUUCAAAUUCAAUUUCACAUCCAAUACCAACAAAACAAGCAUGUAUUGCAUUAAGAAGUAAUGGAAUAUUAAUGUUAUAUUAUCAAGGAGAACAUAAAGUUGAAUAUCAUAAAAUUUCAACAAAUUUAGGAGAAAAUUUAUCUAUAACAAAAGCAUCAAUUGGUUUUACUAAUGAAAAGCAAAUUAUAAUAACUGUAUAUGAUUCAUUUAAUGAUGAUAUAAUGACUUUUACGCUAGUUAUAGAUUGGGGAUUUCUUGUAGAAUCUGCAAAAAGACAAAAAAUGGAUCCUCAUUAUCAUACACCAAAAGAAAAUCAAAUACUACCUACAUUAACAUUGACUAAAAUCCAUCAAAUGAAACCACAACCACAAUUUAAUGGAGAAUUAUCAAAUCCUUUAUCAUCAAUUGAUAUAAUUACAGCUUCAAUUGAAAAAGAAUCUAAAUUAAGUAUACUAAUAAGUUAUGGUGAACUGAUCAUUCAUAGAUAUGAAGUUGUAGAUGUAACAGAUAUAAUAUCAGAUGCAUUUAAAAAUCAAUCCACUACCACAAAUCCACAACAACAAAAAGCAUUACAAACUAUACAACUAAUGGAUACUAUAAAACGAGAGGGUAAAAUUCAAUCAAUUGUAAAUGGUCCAUCAGAUCUUCAUAGUUUAAUAUUGUAUGAAAAUGGUAAUAUAGAUGUACUAGAUAAUAAAACGUGGAAAAUAAUUGGAGGGGAACAAAAAGAAGAACAAUUCCCACCAACUUAUAUAUCAACAAUGUUUGACGUCGGAUUUGAAUUCCCCAAACCUGAAAAAAAUCAUUUAAUUUUAGCAGUUUCACCCAAUAUGACAUCAAUUGUAUAUACAGAAAUUUAUAGCGACAAUGAUUAUUUAACAAUAAAACCCCUUGAAAAAAAAAGAAAUUUAGGUUUCCAACCAAAAGAAUUAUUUGCAACAUCAGUUGCAUUUGCAUAUAGACAUGCAUAUUCAUGUUAUACAAAUACAUGUUCAGAUGAUUUAAUAAUAUUAAUUCAACAAGAGAUAAAAAGAUUAAAAAAUUUAUUACUUGAGAGCAUGCUGUCUAAAAAUAUAGACAACAUUAAUAUAAUUUUAAAAAAAUUUAUUGAAUCUAUUUUAAGUGAAUGUCAUAAAUCAAUAAAUUUUCAAUUAGAUGCUUUCAGUAAAGAAAGUGUUGAUAAAUUAUUAUCAAAUCCUCCAUUACAAAAAUUAUUAUCAUUACAAUUAAUUUUGGGGGAAUUUAUAAAUAAUCAAAUAAUGACUGAUAUUUCAUGGAUUGUUUUAAAUUUAAGAAGUACAAAUUUUGGUAUAAUGUUUAGUUUAUCAAGUAUAUAUAGACAAAUUUCUAAAAAAAAGCCAAGUGAAGAUACUUUACAAGAUUCAAUUACAAGAGGUGAAUGUAUAUUAUCAUUAAUUGGUAAUAUAAAAUGGUUAAUUGAUUUAAUGGCUUUGUUGAAUCAAGAAUUAUUACAAUUAUCAUAUUCAAAAUCUAAUGGUAACGAGUCAGAUCAACAAUUUCAAAAUUCAAUUGUUUUACCUGUUUUAUUAAGUAAAGUUCCAAGAUUAUUUUUAAUGUAUGCAAUAUCAUCAAUGAGUAAAACUCAUGAAAUUUUAAAAAAAUUACACAAGGAUUUAUUUGAUUCAAAUAAAUUAUUUUCACCAAUGAAAGAAUCUUUAAAUCGUUAUUUUAAUAUUUAUAACAGUGCACCAUUAACAUUACCAAUUUUUGAAAAUUAUUUAAGAGAAUGUGAUGCUUUAAUAUCAAAAGAAUUUGCAAAUAAAUUAUCCAACAGGGAAAAGGGAUUUGGAUUAAAAUUAGAACAAAAAUUAGUUUGUCAUGGUGAAAUAAUUGAUGAUUUAAAAGAUAUUUCCAAAAUGUUAAUUGAUAGAUAUACAAUGAAUAUAAAUAGAGAAACUAAAUUAUCAGAAUUAUAUUUUUAUAAUACAAGUUGGUUAAAUAUUGGAUUUGAAAAACAACAAUUACUUGAACCCACCAAUGCUGAUUUAAUUUAUAAUCAAGAUCAAAUUCAAGAAAUUAUACCAAGAUUAAAAACAAAUCAAGGUAUAAUUGAUGCAUUAAGAAAAAUAUAUAUAUAUGAACCUAAAAUAAGAAGAUGUACAAGAUGUAGAUCUAUUUCAUUAGUAACUGAUCCUUUAGUAUUUGAUGCUCCUGUAACUAUUGGAUUAUGGACAAUGGUAUUUCAAAGAACUUGUAUAUGUGGUAAUACUUGGGUAAACAGUAAAUAG
Lodderomyces pseudojiufengensis is the source of this 2781-nucleotide messenger RNA. It is a transcript of the gene MED16, whose product is annotated as Med16p. Gene Ontology annotation, biological process: positive regulation of DNA-templated transcription. Gene Ontology annotation, cellular component: mediator complex. Bases 1 to 2781 code for a protein of 926 amino acids. NCBI's taxonomy places the organism in Eukaryota, Fungi, Ascomycota, Pichiomycetes, Serinales, Debaryomycetaceae. The record is from RefSeq and is a predicted model, not a curated record. The transcript has a single exon.